This is a messenger RNA of Paramecium octaurelia, 1637 nucleotides long. NCBI's taxonomy places the organism in Eukaryota, Ciliophora, Oligohymenophorea, Peniculida, Parameciidae. The record is from the annotation of a GenBank genome assembly.
UUAUAUAAAUGCUUUUAGUAUUGCUAGCCUCGUUGGCUUAUGCUCAACACAUUAUUUUUUAAGAUGAUUUUAACGCUGGUGAAAUUAAUGCAUAAUUAUGGGAAAAAUCUGAUGUUGCAAAAAUAGUUCCUUGUCCUGGAACAACAAAUGACUAUUGUGUGAACAUUGUCAGGAAGUCAUAUGGUGGUGGAUUAAAAUCAAUGCCUUUUGGGAUUGAAAUGGAAUAAGAUGUUACAAUAGAAUUUAAAUAUCUAACAAAAUCCACUCCUAAUAGAGGAGUGCAUUCUGGAUUAUUUGUUGGCUAUACUGAUAACACUGAUGACAAGAAAAGCGGAUUUUGCUGGUUUGCUUCGGGUUAUUCGUACUACAGCGACUUUUUUAAUUAAACUUCCUAAAAGACUGAUCAAGCUUAUUUAUGUCCUAAUGAUGAAUCUGUCUUGAUACAAGACCUUCUAAAUGACUGGAAAACUGUAUUUUUAAAUAUUAAUAUUGUAGAUUAAAUACACAAUUCCGUCGAAAACUUUAAAAACAAAGAAUUAAUCUUUAUUGUCUUUGGUAUUUUAAGAUUUUGUGAAUGAAAACACAGAAGGAGCCUAUUAUAUUACUAAAAUACUUGUUUAUUACAAUAAGAAUUGCACAGCCAAGUGUGAGAAAUGCACAACCUUUUACGAUUGCACAAGUUGUUAAGACCCUUACAGAUGGCUUGAAGGUAAAUGCUAUAAGUCGGAUUGUGGAGACAGUUUAGAACUAUCUAUCCCUUAUUCUAAGGAUUCUUUAGUGGAGAGUUCAACCUCUACUACUUAUUCAGCUACAAUUAAAAUACCAGGUUAUGAUUUUCAAGCUUGUUGGCCUGCUUAAUGGGUAACUCUAGGCAUGGAAGACGGCAAAUUUACAGAAUUAAUAUUCUCCUAUGAAACAGCCUCCACAGCCAAAUUAAUUUUAAAUUAAUACAAUAUGACAACUGCUAAUUGCAAAUAACAUGACAAUUCUAAUAUCUUUACAUGCUCCUUCCAUUUCAAUGUGCAUUUUAAUGAGCAAAUCAUGUAUGAAAGAAAUUGGACUGCUACAAUUGAUUAUUCAAAAUCAAGUAUCACAAGUUUAUAGGUACCACCUAAAACUCUUAAUCCACCAGCAUUGGUCAUUACUAUUGAAUAACAACUUGAUUACUGCGAGAAUGCAAAUGAUUGCUAAUGGACAACAGGCAAAAUUACUUUAGUUCUUAAUUAAAAAUUCAAGGUUAGGUUGACAAUUAAAGAUUCAAAUCUUAAGAAUUGGAAAUUGGAAUAAGGCUAUGUAAAAUUAUAGGGAACAGGAACCCUAGUUAAUCUACCGAUUUUGGAGACUGUUAUAGGGGAAGGUGAAAUAAUUUACACUGUUAGAUUGGCUAUCAAAGGAGAGAAGGGUAAUGGACUUGCUGUUACAGCCAAAAUCAUAAAUCCAAAUGCAGCAGGUAGCAGAAGGAGAAGAGCUCUUUAAGAGAAUACAAGUUCUUAAUUGGCAGUGGGUAAUUUAAAUGGUACUUAGAUCACAUUCAAAUCCAGAUAACUUGUUAUAGAGGAUGAUCCUGAGUUUUCUUAAUUAAUAUUGAUGCCAUUAUUACUUUUUGCAAUUUUGGGAUUUUGAUAUUGCAAAUAGGA